Rubroshorea leprosula is the source of this 931-nucleotide messenger RNA. Lineage: Eukaryota; Viridiplantae; Streptophyta; Magnoliopsida; Malvales; Dipterocarpaceae. The record is from the annotation of a GenBank genome assembly.
CUCCAUUUUUUAGCAGUCUGUUUGUCCUGGAGAGUUUCUGUCCCCUACAACCUUCUACCUUCACCUCCCUAUUGUCCAUAGUUCCUAUUGUGGAGGACGAAGCAAAGAGUUUAAUUUCAAAGCCCACCAUUUCCCUCUUCAAAUGCCAUGGACUUCAUAACCGAACAAUCCCGCAUUUCUGAUGAUGAUGGAUCUCUAUCUGUUUAAGUUCGGAGAUGAGAGAGCUACUCAGAUUGAAGUGGAAGGCUGGAGUUCAUGCUGUUGUGAUGAUUUCAUUCAAUUCAACGGCAAGUUCUAUGCAGUCGACAAUUUGGGAAGCAGGAUCACUAUCGAGCCUUAUUCUCGAGCUGCAACUCCGGUGACAGGAGAGCUGACAUUUAAAGGGAAGAAGAAGUUCUUAGUUGAAUCAUUUGGGAAACUAUUGCUGGUUGACAUGUUCCGUGCCCCAAAGACUAUACACGGUGAUCACUAUAUAUAGAAAACCUCUCUGGUUUCAGGUGUUUCAGCUGGAUGAAGAAAGGAAGAGAUGGGGUCAAGGGAAAAGCCUGGGAUCUGAGGAAACUGCCUCGUUUUCGCUCAUGAAUCAAUUGGUGAAUAUGGAAAAUUAAGAAGGGACGAAGUAUAUGUGUUCAAUAUGUACAAUCAAAGGGGUUACACCUCUGCAGUAUUUCUGUGGUUAUCUUCAAUUGUUUCAGCCGUCUCUUCUUUCUUUGAUAGCCUAUCUGAGAUAUCCGCUAGUCCAGCGUUCAGGUUGUCAAGUUUGGUGCCCUGGAGCCUUUUUCUUCUGGGCCCUGGGACAGGAAAAUUAUAGAUGUAAUUCACAUGGAGCAGUUGGUGUCAGUUUGACCUAUGUUGUCGCAUAUUUCAAACACUCAACUCUUACUGAUUCUCAUUAUGUAAUCUAGAUUGAUAUUCCCUAAGUUUGAUGUGC